Molecule: messenger RNA, 2550 nt
Organism: Anopheles gambiae (African malaria mosquito)
Lineage: Eukaryota; Metazoa; Arthropoda; Insecta; Diptera; Culicidae
Product: small integral membrane protein 14
Exons: 5
Coding region: 1151-1459 (102 amino acids)
Cellular component (GO): endoplasmic reticulum
Source: RefSeq, a predicted model, not a curated record
UGUUUUGUCAUUAGCGGAUAGAAGAGAGGGGGGGUACGCAGCAAACGAAGGGUGUCUUGUCUGUGUUUUUGUGUGUUGUGUGUGGGGUUUUUUUCCUUCUCCGUACCAGCCACAGCCAACCAGCUGCAAAAUUGCCACAUUAGCAAAACAGUUGGUGUGAAAACUUUCGCCCGACCGACUCGACUCGACGGCCGCGGACCUUCAUUUCUUUCCCUGCGCACAGCCAAGUUCCGAUGCACCACCACCAACACCACCACCACCGAGCCGAGGUAAAUCUAAGAACGUAAAUAUUUACGGUGUUUUGUGAGGAGAAGGUCGCGUGUAAGAAAAAUCCAAUGGCGCAAUGAGUGUGGCGGGAGGGGGCCCCUCCUCAUCCCCCCCAAGUAUCAGCUGGAUGGACGGAUGUUGUGAAGGGAAAGGAAAGAGAGCAUCUAGCACUGGUAGUGAUUGUGCCCAUUUAGAAAGCCCCCUUCGAGAUCACAGUAUGGCCGCCUCGCUGGAUACGGUACAAUCCGGUUUCCGCAGUCGACGAGUGAUGAUAUCACCCCGCAAGAAAGAAGUGACGGCGGCGGUUUUAAAGUGAAGCUAUAGUGAAGUCUAAUCUUGCUUGCAGCAUCGCAUCGCGCAGCAAAACCCACCACCAAAACACACACCCAUCGAAGUGGGCCGUGUUUCCAGGGUGUGUAUCUAUGUAUGUGUGUGUGUGUGUGCGGGUACGAUUCCCUUUAUUUUGGUAGCCCUUUUGGGUCGAGUGGGUCGAGCAGCCCCGUGCCACCGAUCGCGCUAAAAAGGCUUAUCAAAUUUGCACAGUGCUGCACACUCUCUCGCACCCACUGGCGGUGUCUCUAUUGUCUCGGUACGAUCGGUGUGACAAAACCAAUACCAGCAAAGCAAGCACAACACAAGUUUUGCGCGAAGCUUGUGUGUGCCGCCAGCGCCCGUACAGCGCAUCCGCCGCAAAUCUGAGAAGACCACGGAUACUACUAGCAAGGAACAAGAAGCCGUUUUAUAAUCUGUCCAGUUCUAAACAGUCCAGUGUACGAGGAGGAAUAGACACGCGGUUGGCCUGGAAGUGUUUUUGACGUUGAUGUUUUGUUAGUUGCAAACGGUUGAACGAAUUUCAAAGUAACUAAGCAAAGGCGCAGCAAAAAUGGCAGACGAGUUCGAUGCGUGCGAAUGCUUCUGGAGCCAUGAGCUCGCUAUGAGACGGUUGAUGUCGCUGCUCCGUCAAGGACAGUCGUACUGCAACGAUAACGAAUGCACCGAUCUUCCCAGUCUCCCGAAUGUAACCGGUGGCGCAAACUUUUUCCUAAUCGUCAUGGCACUGAUUUUUGUGGCCGUUAUGUACGUCCUGAGACCCUCGUCCAUGCGACGAUCGAACGACCUGAACAAGUCGCUGCCGCCUCCAUCGAACGAUGGUCCGAAUAAUGAUGGUGGUGCACCACCGUCGAUAUCCUGAAGGGAGCACACGUUCAGCGGCCAAUGAAAAGCACAACCCCGAACCUGAGCAUUUGCUGCCUGUUUCCACUCCCCCAUCCCAAACGACACUGCGCGGUGGUGGCUGGAGGUGUAUGUACGGUUCCGGACGAAUGUCGCAUCGCAUUUCCCGCUCUCCGCUUCUCUUCUAGACAAUUUUACAACACAUGGAAAACGCACGUUCGGGGGCACGUUCCUUUUUUACCACAAAAAACACAAACGACAACCCGUGCGCACACACACCCCUCCCGGAAGCGUUUCAAUGAUCCAAUCUGUAUUCUUUCUUCCAAUACAUCACUAAUAUAGUUCAAAUGUAACGUUUUGGUUGCACCUUCCCACUUCUUUGUUCAACCACCGGCCAAAAGCUGUGUUAAGCAAUUCAAAGUAAAUUCCUUCUCUCCAACCCAUCCCAACACCCCACAUCGCUUCGCCCCGGUCUCCUAGAGGCUGUGCGCGAGCAGAUAAUGCAUAUUGUGAUUACUUUUUUUGUACUUGUCGUCUUAUAUGUCAUAGCCCUGUAUUGUCAACCGUUAUUGUGCGUGCAAAUAUUGUUUUGUUGUUUUCUUUUUUCAUUAACUUUUGUUUUAUCCCUGAUUAAGCUGCAAUAAAAUGAAUUGUACAAUUCAAACUGCUACUGUGCAACACAUCUCCCCGCUGCCCCGUAUUAACCGUGCUUUGAGCACGAUUGUUGGGGGCAGUUUGGGAAUAUAUAUAGGACAAGUGACACAAACACAAGGAUACAUGUUUUCUCCGGCGCUGCAUCGGUAGUGCAGUGCGUUCCUAGGCACUAAUGAAGGAGUAACUACUAUUGAUGGAUUGAUUGAUGUUUUGAGUGUAUUUACAUGAUACUAGAUGCAUGAGUAGUAUAAUUGUACCAACAGUUUUCUUCCUCCCCAAAGCGCGUACAUUGAGCCACAGACACACAAGCAAGCUCAUACUAGACAGGAUAGUUAAUGCCCAAUUGGUACAAAAGACACGCGAGGGUAGCUGGAUAGCCAGGUCCAGCCUGCGAUAAAUGUUCUGUCUCAAAAAGGGAAAUAAAAUUCAAAAUCUUAAUCACAAUUAGUACACUAA